Molecule: messenger RNA, 1572 nt
Organism: Lolium rigidum
Lineage: Eukaryota; Viridiplantae; Streptophyta; Magnoliopsida; Poales; Poaceae
Product: tetratricopeptide repeat protein 38-like
Exons: 13
Coding region: 1-1428 (475 amino acids)
Molecular function (GO): protein binding
Source: RefSeq, a predicted model, not a curated record
AUGGCGGCGGCGGCGGAGGCCGGGGAGGUGAGGACGGACAUGUGGGGCCAGGAGUACCGGACGGCGUCGGCCGACUGCGCGGCGGCGCUGGACGACUACUACGCGCAGACCAUGGCCUUCGGCCGCCACCGCGGCCGCGCCGUGCUCCGCGCCGCCGCCGCCGACCCGUCCUGCGCGCUCGCCGCCGCGCUCGCCGCGCACUUCGUCGCCCCGCGCGACCACGCCAAGGCCGCCGCUUUCCUCGCCGCCGCCGCCGACAGCCUCGACAAGGGGACGGAGUACGAGAGGGCGGUGUUCCGGGCGCUCUGCGCGCUCGUCGGCGACGAGAGGGAUACAGAGGUGGCAAUCGAGCGGCACUUCGAGUUGCUCAAGGAAUUCCCCAGGGAUCUCAUGUCCCUCAAGAGGGCGCAGCUCAUCUGCUUCUAUGUGGGACGCCCGGAUACGUCCCUCAAAUUUGUCCAACAAGUUUUGCCAGAGAACCAAGAUCAAAACUUUAUAUACGGCAUGCUCGCUUUCCCUUUGCUAGAGCUCGGGAGAAUGGACGAAGCUGAGGUAGCUGCAAGGAAAGGCUUGGCUAUAAACAAGAACGACUUCUGGUCACAGCAUAAUAUGUGCCAUGUUUUCCAGCAGGAAUGUCGCUUCAGAGAAGCUACUGAGUUCAUGGAAUCAUGUUCUCCAUCAUGGACAGCAUGCUCAUCAUUUAUGUUUACCCACAACUGGUGGCAUGUCGCAGUCUGUUACUUGGAAGGUGAAUCCCCUAUUAGCAAAGUUCUGGAGGUAUAUGACCAAAACAUCAUGAAGGAACUCGAUAGAAGUGAUAGUGAGGCAGCAGAGGUCUAUUUGAAUGCUCUUGGUUUGCUACUUCGUUUAUAUGUACGCGGUGAGAUAGGUCCAGCCAAGGAGAGGUUAAAAACAUUACUAGAUGAGCUUAAGAAUGAGUCCAUUUGGCAUGCGGAAUGGCUCCUUGAUUUACUUAUAUUAUGGGCAUUAUCAACUAUGAAUGAAAGUAAAGAAGCAGAAAAUCUGCUGGACUCGCUGCGAAAAAGAGUCUCUUCGAUGGAAGCAAAGAGACAGAAAGUGAUGCACAAGGCAAUUCAGCUAGCAGAUGCUGUUUCUAAAUAUGGAAAAGGAGAGAACAAGGCGGUGUUUGACAUUUUGGGUCCAGACUUCGACGGGCUUAGCUAUAAAAUGAUUGGUGCAUCAGAUGAGCAAGUGGACGUCUUCAAUGAAGUUUGGUACACUGUCCUAAUAAAUGCUGGAGAAGCUUCUACAGCGAUUGAAGUACUCGUCAAACAAAUUAGCAAACGAGAUGGUGCACCUUUCUUGUGGCGCUUGCUGGAGAAAGCAUACUCGGUGGAAGGCAGAGGUGUAGAUGCUUCGGUGGCUUCCGAAAAGGCAAAUGCUCUACAAGCUACUUAUUUCCAUUAGCAUCGAUUUCCAACUUGCUUGUGUAACUUCAUAUGUACUUGUUGAUAUAUGGUGAUACACGUGUGCUGUUACGCAAGAAGAAAAUUUACUUAAUAAAUGAUAUAACAUUUUCCAAAAAGAAGAUAAGAAUACCAAGUUAGCUUC